CUUGGCUAAUGAGCUUAGCCUGUGCUGAGCAGCUUUCAGCCCUGCAGGUUGUUGUAGUGGGCACUGGUUAGCCCGUAGAGGUUAGCGAGGGAAACCAGAGCAGAGGAGUGGAUCUCAGAAGGGGCAGAGCUGCAGCCACAGCUUCACCACUCCUCUGUUUGCCUACCAGGACCACCUAUACUUGUACCGACACUGCGGCUGGGACGUCUCUCUCUCCUCUCUCCUCUCUCCCCACCCUCCCUCCUCUGCCUCUCUCUAACGCUACCUGACUCCCCUCUGUCUGUCCCGGAGCACUGACAAACUGCUUUUUGUAGCUGCAUCACCUCUCAGGCAGCUGCCCCCUCUUUCCAUCUCUUUCUGCCCUGACUUUGUUGCCAAAAUGUACCGGAACCCGUGGAUCUCGAAUUACCUGACUCACGUCAAGUUUUGCAGCCAAGGACUUGGGAGUGAGACCCCCAUUAAACUAAGCAAUCCCAGAUUGCUACAGAAGAGAGCUUUGAGCUUCCAGAAAGAAUUCUCCUUUGACGAAAAAGACGACCCAGCCAAAAGCACCAAGGAUAUAGAUGUUAGUCUCUUGGCCAAUCUCCCCAAAGUCUCUGAAUUGAGGAAACGAUUUGAAGGCAUUACCACAAGCACAAGUGACUGGGAAAUGAACAGAAAGGAACGUAUCGCUCGCCGGUUGGAGGGCAUAGAGGGUGAGGUGCAUCCGUCGCUGCUGCCUAGCUUAGUGGCCAACCGGCUUCUGGAGGAGGACACACCACGAUACACCAGGGCCUCUGACCCCUGUGAGCCCUGUGGUGUUACAGUCCAGCGGUAUGGUGUGGAAGGAUUCGAAAGCCCAGAAAUGCAGCUGACUGCUCCAGAGCGCCAGUCCAGGGCUCGAUGCAGACCUGACCCCAAGUCUUCAAUCCACACAGACCCUGUCUACAGUUCAGGUUCUACUACCAAUGCCCCAGAGCUGGAGUCCAAGGCCGAACGCAUCGCCCGCUACAAGGCGGAGCGGCGCCGGCAGUUGGCCGAGCGCUAUGGCAUCUCUUUAGAUCAGGAGCCAGACAUGGACUGUCCCUCCCGCUACACUCGCACCCAGAAGGAGUCGGAAGGCUCAGAAAGGCGAAACAGAGAGGAGUUGAUGGGGGAGGAUGGGAGGGACAUCACCUUGAGUUCUUAUACCAGUACCUCUGCCACUAGCCCGAGGGUGGGACGCACAGCACCACAGCACAGCCACCCCGACCCCGGUUAUGAGACAGGUCGAACCAGGGUGGACUCGUUCUCAGAGAGGGAGAGACUGAUGAACCUGGAGAAUCAACGCCGAGCUGCUCCUCCAGAGCCGCCUUCCUCAUACAUGGAUGUGACAUCAUUGCCCUCAGCUGCCAGGGUGCCCGCCAAGGACUAUUCAGUCACAGGGAUGCCACCCAGUUCACCCAAGCUGAGCAGGCAACCUUCCCUCUCCUCACCCAAACACGGGGUAUCUCCUGGGGACCUAUUCAUCGAGCAGCAGGCCCACAACAUCCUCAGCAGACAGGGUGCGAGGGCGAACCUGAGCACUGAUUGGUUCCUCCAGACUGAUGCUGAGGGCGAGACCCAUUCCCUCAUCAACUGGCCCUCGAGAAUCAGAGUUAGGGAGAGGCUUGCCAGAGAGGAGGGCCGCCAAAGGAGCCCAGAGCUGGGAAAUGUUACAGAAAACCUGGUGUACCGCAGACAAUUUCAACACCAGACCCCAACUUCUACACACUACCACACAGACCCAGCAGGUCCGCAGCAGGCUUACUCCUAUCCCCAACAUCACCCCCAGGCUCAGCUCACCCGACAAGAAGUUAGCAGUUUCCCCAGUUACCUGUCCAUGGCCUCUGGUCCCACAUCCAGAGCCGGGCAGCAACAGCAGCCCCAGGAGGAAGAAACUGAAGAGCUGGGGAACGUGAAGACAGAGGGCCUUCUGAGGAGUAGGAAAGCAGUGCUUCCCUCUGAGAUCCGCCGCCGGGAGCGGAGCACUGAGGACCCACGGAGAGGAAGGGGGGAAGAGGAGUUAGGGAUGUCCAGGGCACUGAGUCUCAGCCAGGCAAGGGAUGCUGAGGUAGAGGACCCUGCAAGAGGAGGACACAGAGGUAGAACCAGGUGGGACGAAACAGAGCACACCUCUCGUCUGCAGGCAUCAGAGAGCAGGCCCAGAGAGCGUGAAAAUGCCAUCUAUAUCCACAAAGGGGUGGCUGCUACCCACAUCCAGCCCAGAGCGGUGCAUGCAGGCCUGGGAAACUCCACCUCCAGUACUGCCCUGAGCCGCUCAGUGUCAGAUGCUGGGGAUCCACGAGGGCCCAAUCAGAGGAACCUGCAGUACCAGGCCUACGACCCCCGAGAGGCCAGGGAGGAUGAAGGUUUCAGUACCCGAGAAAAUCACCAAGACACCCGGGUGUCUGUGGCCCAGCUCAGACAUUCCUACAUGGAGAGCACCACCACCCCUCCAACCAGCCGCAGGAAUGAGCUUGAGGUUGAGGGGGACAGGGCACUCGCAGGCUACGAGGCCCCAUGGAGAGGGGAGAGGGGCAGGGGGCGCAGGCCCCGGCAAUAUAUCUGUCCCGGGGAGAGUAGAAAGACCUCUGAGAGGUUUAGGACACAGCCCAUCACUUCUGCUGAGCGCCAGGAGACUGAUAGGUCCUGCGUCAGUUCAGAUCUUGCUUCCACUGAAGCUGAUGAAGAGAAGCUAGAUGAACGGGCCAAGCUGAGCGUAGCAGCCAAGCGCUCUCUCUUCAGGGAACUGGAGAAGAGCAUUGAUGGCGGAGCCCCUAAAGCACGGUCCAGGAAUGCAGCGGUGGACAGGAGAUUAAGACGGACACAAGACCGAUCCAGAACACAGCCAGUCACCACUGAGGAAGUAGUCAUUGCUGCCACCGUCCCCACUCACGUGCCACACACGGUGACUGUUCACACUGCUGUAGCACGCGUACCCAGCCCCACCCUAGUUCGCAGCACUGUCCCGCCAUACAGCCUACAGGCAACCUCGCAGCAGAACGCCGCCACCCGGGAGGCCCGGCAGAUACAGGAUACUCACGAGGUCCAGAGAUCCAAGCCGGUGUCCACAGUCGAGGAAAUAGACCAGAGCCAGAGCCACGGUCGGAGCCGCAGUCAGAGCCAGGGUCAGUACCAAGAUCAGGGCCAGGGUCAGGAGGAGCCUGACCUCUGCACCCUUAGCCUAGCAGAAAAGAUGGCGCUGUUCAACCGACUGGCUCAGCCUCCCACCAGGGUUACCCGCACCAGAGGGGACACACGCCAGCGCAGGGCCAACACUCGCUACCAGACACAGCCCAUCACACUGGGAGAUAUGGAGCAGGAGUCUUCAGACAUAGAUGAACAGGAACUAUGUGACAGCCCAGUAGAGCACCUACAACUUCAGAACGGUACCGGCUCUCGGUUUCAACACCUCCCUACUUCAUCAUCCUCCUCUGCUCUGAGAGCAGGAAGCACCGUCUCCACUGACCACGCCGGAGACAUCCACAUAACCAGAGCAGCACCCCGGGUCGAGCCCCUCCCUCCCUCCAUCUCUGACUCGUCCCUGCCCCCUCGCCACACCGACGACCCGGCCUGCAGGUCCCAGGACUCCGUGGACCACCAGAGGUACCACAUCGAUGCCAGGGAAGAAGACAGAGCUGAUCUUGGAGGAGGGAAGAGGAAGCUGCCCUCUCCCGAGGGAUCGAUCAGGCAGGCCGCUAUGCCCCAGCCCCAGACUGGAAGAGAGAGGAGGGGGGAGCAGGACGAGGGGGAGGCGGAGCAGCAGCGCCUGGACAGAGGGGGGGUGGCCGUGCAGAGCUCAGAGAGGCACAUGUUCCAGGAGUGGCAGGAGGCGUAUCUGAGGGAGGAAGGACAGGAUCCAGACAGUCAGAGGAGCAGGGCCAUCAGCGGAGAGCUGCCGGAGUCCACUGUGGUAACAUCCAGAGCGGCAUCUGGUCUGCCCCGCAGUGUGUGUCAGCCUCCAGCGGCAGACGCACACGUAGACGGCAGCGGACCCGCAGCAGGCCCGGUUCAGCUCGAGGACGGAGAAGAGCUGAGCGACAUGAUGACGGCCAGACACAUGUCCAUCAAAGAGAGAGUGGCCUUGUUGAAGAAGAGUGGUGAGCAGGACUGGAGGAACAGGAUCAAUAAGAAGCAGGAUGUGGCGAAGGUUGCCGUGGGUGAACAGCAGGCUCAGCUCUGGGAGGUGGAGCAGAGCUUCAAAACGAAGGACGAUGAAGUACUGAUGAUGAUCGAUGAGUUCGCUGUGUCCGACCAGCUGUGGGAGCCGGUCUUUGCCUCUACUUUCUCUCCUCCUCCUGAGCCUCCUUUCCAUACUCCCUCCCCUGAUGAUUCAGCCAGUCAGGCCGCAGGAUCUCCCAGACCCAUGCAGGUGGAUGAGAGACACCCCUGGAGACGGAAGAGAAUAGCUGAUGCUGAGAUGGAGUGCCAGAGCAUCGAGGCCCACAUGUCCAUCCAGGAGCGGAAACAGCUGAUAGUAGCCCAAGAGGAGGCCUGGAAGACCAAAGGCUACGGAGCCGCCAACGACUCCACCCAGUUCACUGUGGCCGCGCGCAUGGUGAAGAAAGGGUUGGCCUCCCCUUCGACCCUCCAGUCUCCAGUGUCAUCCAAACCCAAGAACAGCAACCCUGCCAUCUCCAAACCACAGGAAGACAUGGAGGAGAUGUCUGAUAACGAAGAGAUCAAGGCCGUGCCAGAUCUGAACCUGGAGUCGGACAUGAAGCUGGAUAAACUGGAGUCAUUCCUUGGCAAGCUCAACAGUAAAGUGUCUGGACUGCCAGAAACCACCAUCACAGUAACAGAGAAGAAGGUAAAGGAGGUAAUGACCCUCGAAGAUGAAACCUUUUCCAAGUUCUACCGCCAAGUGGAGGAGAUUCCCGUCAUCACCAAUAAGGUGAAGAUAGACGACGACUUCGAUGCCAUCUUCGGUCCCCAGGUGCCAAAGCUGCCCUCGGAGAUGGUGCAGCACAAGCGGGCGGUGCGCCCAGCGCGUAACGUCCAGGCUUCUAGGAACCCUCUGAAGAUGCUGGCUGCCAGGGAGGACAUCAGACACGAGUACACAGAGCAGAGGCUCAACAUCGGCCUGCUGGAGAGCAAGAGGAUGAAGGCUGAGAAGAUGAAUAAGAACUCUGGUUUCUCUGAUGUGGCUCUGGCUGGUCUGGCCAGCAAAGAGAACUUCAGUAACAUCAACCUGCGCAGCGUCAACAUCUCUGAGCAGAUGUCCAACAACAGCGCUGUGCCUUACAAGAAACUCAUGCUCUUACAGGUCAAAGGCCGACGGCACGUGCAGACCAGGCUGGUGGAGCCCAGAGCGUCCUCCCUGAACAGCGGCGACUGUUUCCUGCUCAUCACACCACACCACUGCUUCAUCUGGAUCGGAGAGUUUGCCAACGUCAUCGAGAAGAACAAGGCUUCAGAGUUGGCAAACUUCAUCCAGAGCAAGAGGGACUUGGGUUGCCGUGCUAACUACGUCCAGGUCAUCGAGGAGGCUGUCAGCACGCACAGCCACGCUGCCAAGGAAUUCUGGAAGAUUCUGGGAGGGCAGUCGAGUUUUCAGUCUGCAGGAACGCCAGAUGAAGACGAGCUGUACGAGGGUGCCAUUGUAGAGACAAACUGCAUUUACCGCCUGAUGGAGGACAAACUGGUUCCAGAUGAUGAUUUUUGGGCCAAGAUGCCCCGUUGUUCCUUGCUCAACCCCAAGGAGGUUUUGGUGUUUGACUUUGGCAGCGAGAUGUACAUUUGGCAUGGGAAGGAAGUGACGCUGGCACAGAGGAAGGUGGCCUUCCAGCUGGCCAAGCACCUGUGGAACGGCACCUUCGACUACACAAACUGCGACAUCAACCCGCUGGACCCAGGAGAGUGCAACCCAAUCAUACCAAAGAAAGGUCAGGGGCGACCCGAUUGGGCUGUGUUCGGCCGGCUGACUCAACACAAUGAGACCACCUUGUUCAAAGAGAAGUUCCUAGACUGGAGCGACUCCAGGAAAACUCCCAGUCCCAUAAAAAACACCAACGACCACGUCACUGAUCAAAAGGAGCAGUCCACCUCCGAUCAGCCCCACGCAUACGACGCCACCCUGAUGCUGCCCCUCCACCAAGGGCUCGUCUGCACCAGACUGGACGGGUUCAACGUGGGCCGGGGCUACGGCGUGGUGGAGGCAGAGGAGUGGCGCAGCUACGAGAUCAGCACAGUGGCCGUGGAGGUGUGGCACAUCCUGGAGUUCGACUACAGCCGCCUGCCACGCCAGAGCAUUGGCCAGUUUCACGAGGGCGAUACGUAUGUGAUGAAGUGGAAGUACAUGGUCAGCACUGCAGGUUGGUGUCAUCUUUUUUCACAUAUUGCACCGUCACCUACACCCAGACUUCCAGCUAGGAUUUGAUCUUUGUACUUUUAA
Messenger RNA from Morone saxatilis (striped sea-bass), 6394 nucleotides. RefSeq names its product supervillin a (gene svila). Gene Ontology annotation, molecular function: phosphatidylinositol-4,5-bisphosphate binding; actin filament binding. Gene Ontology annotation, biological process: actin polymerization or depolymerization; barbed-end actin filament capping; actin filament severing. The transcript has 34 exons. NCBI's taxonomy places the organism in Eukaryota, Metazoa, Chordata, Actinopteri, Moronidae. Gene Ontology annotation, cellular component: actin cytoskeleton; cytoplasm. The record is from RefSeq and is a predicted model, not a curated record. The coding region runs from base 380 to 6379 and encodes 1999 amino acids.